AUAAUAAUUUUAAUUUAGUCUGUCUGGUAACACUGCAGAUACAUUUGUUUUGUUGGCUGCACAUAUAGCUGAAAUCUUUUGUAGAUUUUUUAUUUAUAUCGCUAAUGUUAAAAAAUAUGAUUAAUUUAUGUAUUUAAAUAAAUACUUGUGCAAGAUAAAUAUAAGACGCGAUGUGAAAAUUUUGAUUUAGAAAACAAUCAGCAUUCACCACACACAAAGAGGGCGUCAACAAAGGGCGGAAGAGUGCAAAGCAGAAGAACCAAAAAAAAAAAAAAAAACAAAUUCGACGCCUAACAAAGAUUAUUAUUACUUGUUAGUAAUAGUAGUUGCGAUAAUUACGUUGCCAUGAGUAACCAUAGAUAUCAUCACGGCGGCGGCAGCUAUAUGCAUCCACGAAUGUCGUACCAACAUCAUUUUACAUACGUUUCUAGUUGUGUGAAAUACCUUAUCUUUUUGCUAAACUUUUUGUUUUGGCUGUUCGGUGGGCUGCUUUUAGCUAUUGGGGUCUACGCAUUUAUGGAUAAGCUAAAGGACGGCGUCGGCUGGGUUCGACUAGAAACCAUUUACGACGUCAUCUUCAAUAUCUCCUUAGUGAUGAUCAUUGCGGGAAUUGUCAUCUUUGUGGUCAGUUUUGCUGGUUGUUUAGGUGCUCUGCGAGAGAAUACUUGCCUUUUGAAAUUCUAUUCGAUGUGCUUGCUCAUCUUCUUCCUCAUGGAAAUGGCCAUUGCCAUAAUUUGCUUUGUGUUCCCACAAAACAUGAAUUCUUUCCUAGAGUUCCAAUUCACUGAUAAGAUUAUCCACUCAUACCGUGAUGACUCCGACUUACAGAACUUUAUAGACUUUGCACAGCAGGAGUUCAAAUGCUGCGGUCUCAGCAAUGCUGGCUACCAGGAUUGGAGCAAAAAUGAGUACUUUAACUGCUCGUCGCCAUCAGUAGAGAAAUGCGGUGUACCCUAUAGCUGUUGCAUCAACGCCACGGAUAUUAGCUCGGGCCUAGUCAACAUUAUGUGCGGCUAUGGUGUGCAGGAGCACUCGGUGGCUGCAGCUAGUAAACGGAUAUGGACUAGCGGCUGCAUUGAAAUCGUUCGUGUCUGGGCAGAAAGGAAUCUGUAUGUGAUUGCAGGGGUUGCAUUGGGAAUUGCGUUCUUGCAACUAUUUGUGAUUUACUUGGCCAAGACUCUGGAGGGCCAGAUCGAUAUGCAGAAGUCGCGUUGGUCGUGAGUGCCAUAGCACCCGGUUUUCUACGGGUACCCUUUUGAUGAUUUCUACUACUACGACACUCAAAUGUAAGCAGACGACAAGAAAGUAAACGGCCAGGCCGCCUCCGUGUCGCUCUUGCUAACCAAUUCUUUGUCAAUCGUCAGUUAAUCUGGUCCGUGCAAUGCUCAAACAUUUUUCACAAGUUUAAAAACAAUUAUUAUUUAUAAGCUUUUAUACUUCUGCAACUAUUUGCAUUUCGAAUACUAUUGCCUUUCAUUGCCAUUUUUCUGUUCUCAAUGUCUCAAAAUUAUACUCUCUAUACUAGCCCUUAAAUCUUAUACAUGUAUACCCAUAUACUCAUAAAGAAAUAAUUGUAUUACCAAAUGCCACAUUUGUAAUGAGCAUUGCCCAUUUAAUGCAUGUUUGUUUGUAAGUAUUUUAAACGGCUUAUCGAGCAUAGACAAAAUUAUAAGCAAAUUAAGAAAUUUUUAUGUAUUUCAACGCAAUAUUAAUGUGUUCUCGUUAUCAUACAAAUUGAAGACAUAAUGUAUAUAAAUGUUAAGAGAGGUGUAUGCAUUUACAGUAUGACAUUUCAACUAAAA
This is a messenger RNA of Drosophila hydei, 1802 nucleotides long. RefSeq names its product tetraspanin-33. Gene Ontology annotation, cellular component: membrane. The record is from RefSeq and is a predicted model, not a curated record. The transcript is spliced from 3 exons. Gene Ontology annotation, biological process: protein localization to plasma membrane; protein maturation. The coding region runs from base 346 to 1221 and encodes 291 amino acids. NCBI's taxonomy places the organism in Eukaryota, Metazoa, Arthropoda, Insecta, Diptera, Drosophilidae.